Molecule: messenger RNA, 709 nt
Organism: Oldenlandia corymbosa var. corymbosa
Lineage: Eukaryota; Viridiplantae; Streptophyta; Magnoliopsida; Gentianales; Rubiaceae
Source: the annotation of a GenBank genome assembly
GGGCUCUCAACUCAAACUAAUGUUUAUCAUCAUACAUUUUUUUACAGUAAAACCCAAAAAUAAAUAAAUAAAAAAAUAUACGCAUCAGCCUUAAAAGUUAAAAACAAAGAAUAAAACUACCAACAUAUUGGUAUUGGCUCUAGGCACCCAACAACCAACCCGCCGAACAAGAAGGGAUGACGACGACUAAUACAGUAGUAUCUAUAAUCACGGCAGCCACCGCCACAGCCGGCGGAAGAGAGAAGGGAGAAGAGAAUAGCAUUUUGAAGUUAUUAAGAAGGAAUGAUGAAAGAAGCAGCACUAGUAUGGGUAUUAAUAUUGGUGGGAGCAGCGAGAGGAGCAAGAAGAAGAAGAGUUCAUCGUCUUCCGAUAGGGUUUGGUUCAGAAGAAGAGAUGUAGAAGGCGGGGUGGUGAAGAUGAUGCCUACAAAGCAUGAAUUAGAUGAUUAUGAUGAUGAUGAUGAUAUUGUUGAGGAUGAGGUGGACCCUUUUAAGAAGUAUUUAUCCUACUUAGAGUCUCGGGAUGUUGAGAAAAAUGGCCCUUAUGUCCAUGAUUUGGACGGCGACACCCGUAUAGCUAGGGGUGUCAGAUCGGGCGGAUUCGGUCGGUUCGGGUGAAUUCGAUUCGGAUUAAUCGAUUUUUUUCAGUCACGUGAACUGCCCGAAACCAAACCGCAGAAACUAUUAAUCCAAACUGAACUACCCGAAUA